GUGGAUAGUGUUUUUAUUCAGACAUUAUUUGAAAGGCCAGUUGUAUUGCGUCGACUCGAUCAACCAGAUCAUUAAUCGCUGAUCCUUAAUCGUUGAUCGUUGAUAGCUGAUAUUAUCAGACACUUGAUUUAUUUAAACAAAAAAUAAGAUUUAUUUUUUUUUAAAAUAUAAAAUCAUGGAUUUACAGACCUUAAUAAGUACUAUUUUAUUUUCAUUUAUUUUUUUAUUAAUUAUGGUACAUUUUUAUAUACAUGGAAGUAGACGAGGACGACUUUGUGAUAAAAUUCCUGGACCUAAAUGGUAUCCAAUUAUUGGUAAUGCUUUGGAUGUUAUGGUUCCACUCGAGGAUCUUUGGAAUUUUUUCCGACGUUCAUCAAGGAAUUAUUAUCCUGUUUUUAAACUGUGGCUUGGUUUUUGGCCUAUCAUUAAUAUUCGUCAUGCUGAUGAUGUUGAAAUACUACUUAGUAGCAAUAAAAAUAUCAAGAAAAGUUUAUUUUACGAUUAUUUACAUCCAUGGUUGCAUGAUGGUCUGCUUACAAGUACAGGAAAUAAAUGGCGAAGCAGAAGAAAAAUAUUGACACCAGCAUUUCAUUUGCAUAAUCUUCACGAGUACAUGGGUUCGAUUACCGAUCAUACUGAUCGUAUGAUUACCAAAAUAAAAUCUGAAAUUAAAUCCGAUGAUGGAGUUAUCAAGGAACUUUUGCCGCUGCUUACAACAUUCACACUCAGUACAAUUUGUGAAUCAGCAAUGGGAGCAACAGCCAUAGAAAACGAUCCUGCUCAAAAAACCUACAAGCAGUCGGUUUACGAAAUCGGUGAAAUUUUUUACUACAGAGCUGUAAGACCGUGGUUAAAAAGUGAUUGGAUCUUUAAUUUAACAGCCAAAGGUCGCGAACAAGCUAAAUCUUUAAAAAUACUUCAUGGGUUUUCUGACAAAAUAAUAAAGGAACGAGAAAAAUAUCAUGAAGAAACCAAUGGUAAAUAUUUGAAUGACUUUAUCUCAGACGGAAUAAAUUCCAGUUUACAAACUGAAGAGAAAGUGAAACGCAAAAGACUUGCUUUCCUUGAUCUUUUGAUCGCUGCCUCAAAACGAGGACUGGGUGUUGAUGAUCGUGGCAUCAGGGAAGAAGUUGAUACCUUUGUUUUUGAAGGUCAUGAUACCACGGCCAUGGGAAUGUUUUUUGCCAUUUUACUUUUGGCUGAACAUAAAGAUAUACAAGCACGAGCGAGAGAAGAAAUAGAUGCAGUAUUAAAAGAAAGUAAUGGGAAAAUUUCAGUUGAUGAAGUUCAAAAGUUUACGUACCUAGAAUGUUGUAUUAAAGAAUCAUUACGACUUUAUCCUAGUGUGCCUAUCAUAGCUAGAGAAAUCCAAGAAGAUUUACAAUUAAAAAAUUGUUUCGUACCAAAAGGAGCUUUAGUAAAUAUUCAUAUAGUAGACACACAUCGGGAUCCAAAUUUUUGGCCACGUCCAAAUAUUUUUGAUCCCGAUAGAUUUUCGUCUGAUCGUAUAGAAAAACGACAUCCUUUUUCGUACAUACCGUUCAGUGGGGGCCCACGUAACUGUAUAGGUCAAAAGUUUGCGAUGCUUGAACUAAAAACUCUGAUCGCUGGAUUGUUGCAUAAUUUUUAUUUAGAACCACAAGAAAUAGCUGCGAACAUAAGCAUUCUUCCCGAUCUUGUUAUCAGAGCAGCACAUCCAGUCUUCGUUAAAUUUGUACCAAUUGUCUUAAAACGAUCACCUAGAAUCGUAUUUUAUUUGGAAAAAAUUCCUGGUCCUAAAACCAUACCAAUUAUUGGUAAUGCUUUGGAUUUUUUAGUCACUCCAGAUCAAUUGUGGGAUACUGUAAGAUCAAUGAACGAUAAUUAUUAUCCAAUUUAUAGAGUAUGGAGUUUAAAAAAUGGUGUCAUUAAUAUUCGUCACCCUGAUGAUAUUGAAGUUUUACUAUCAAGUUCGAAAAAUAUUUCUAAAAGUAUGAUCUACUUCUUUUUAUAUCCUUGGUUUGGUACUGGUCUUCUUACAAGUACAGGAAGCAAAUGGCAGAAAAGGAGAAAAAUAUUAACUCCAGCAUUUCAUUUUAAUGUAUUACGAGAAUUUUCUGGUAUUUUCGAUCAAGAAGCUCGUCGUAUGGUAAAAGAUUUACAAUUUCACGGCCAAAUUGCACUAGAUCUUGUUCCUUUUAUAACAAAAUACACUUUGAAUGCUAUUUGUGAAACUGCCAUGGGAACUUCGCUAGAAGGUCAAAAAAGUUCGAUGGACAAUUUCCAAAAAAUUUAUCGCAAAGCUAUUCAUGAUUUAGGAAAUUUAAUGUUACACAGAUUAUUGAGACCCUGGUUACACCCAAAUUUUUCAUUUCACCUUUCACCUUCAUCGAGACUUCAAAGUAAAUGCUUGGAUAUUGUUCGAGGUUUUUCUAAAAAGAUUAUUGGCGAACGUAAAAAAUACCACGAAGACACUCAAGGAAUUCAUUUGAAAGAAUUAAAUGAAACGAAUGUCACAGAAGUAGAUAAAGAAUAUACACGAAAAAAAAGAUUAGCAAUGCUUGAUUUAUUAAUUGCGGCGAUGCGAAACGGGCAUAUCGACGAAGACGGUAUCUGGGAGGAAGUUGACACUUUUAUGUUUGAAGGUCACGAUACAACAGCAAUGGGUAUUUGUUUCACUCUUUUACUCCUUGCUGAACAUAAUGAAAUCCAGGAACGAGUAAGGCAGGAAUUUGAUGAUGUUAUUAAGAGUAAUGAUGGACAAAUAGGUAUCACAGAAUUACAGAAGUUAUCAUAUCUUGAACGUUGUAUCAAAGAAGCUUUGCGUUUGUAUCCAAGUGUUCCUUUUAUUUCACGUAAUAUUACCGAUGACAUGCAACUGAAAAAAUAUUUUAUACCAAAAGAUACAAUGGCCCAUAUACACAUCUACGAUUUACACAGAGAUCCAAAUUUUUGGCCCGAUCCGUUGCGUUACGAUCCAGAUAGAUUUUUACCCGAAAAUAUUCAAGGACGACAUCCAUUUUCGUAUGUACCGUUCAGUGCCGGACCACGUAAUUGCAUUGGACAAAAAUUUGCAAUGCUAGAAUUGAAAGCAAUAAUAGGUCAUUUGAUACAUAAUUUUUAUCUCGAACCCAUCGAUCUGGCAGGUGAAAUUCGCAUGCUACCAGAUCUGGUAUUGAGACCGAAAAAUUCAGCCCGCAUAAAAUUAACUCCUCGUCAAUAAAUUAUCAAUAAAUAUAAUAAAAUAAAAUAAGAAAUAGUUUUCACAACAAUUUUUUUUGUAUUUCAUACAAUUCCUUUACA
Molecule: messenger RNA, 3282 nt
Organism: Microplitis demolitor
Lineage: Eukaryota; Metazoa; Arthropoda; Insecta; Hymenoptera; Braconidae
Exons: 22
Coding region: 176-3202 (1008 amino acids)
Molecular function (GO): heme binding; oxidoreductase activity, acting on paired donors, with incorporation or reduction of molecular oxygen; monooxygenase activity
Source: RefSeq, a predicted model, not a curated record